AUGCAGAACAAUUACGAAAGAAGUUAUGAGCCUACGGGAAACAUGGCAGAGUUUCCAAGGGCGUCUCUCAGUUUCCAAUCCGAUUCUGAUUAUGAACUUUCCAUCUCAGAGUACCCGUGGCUGGCCAAAGGCCCAUACGGUCAUUACUGUUAUGAUCUCUUCUACGAUCGUUCCCAAUCUUCCAGCACCACCGCCAUCGACAUCGAACGGGGUGACGCUGGUUUUCAUGACGGUGAAAGCCUUGCAACCGAGAGCAGGGACACCAGCCUUGGGGACGAUGCAGGGAGGCCUUCGGUAUUGGUCCGAUCGCUGAGCGCAAAGUCUGUGGAGGAUCCCAACCUGGUUACAUGGUCUGGGCCUCAUGAUCCAGCCAAUCCCUUGAACUGGAGCUACUCUAGGAAAUGGGUAGCCACGGUACUCGUUUCCUGCUUCACUUUUAUAUCGCCCGUCUCAUCGACCAUGGUGGCCCCGGCGCUGCCGGAGCUGGCUCGCCAGUUCAAUGUAUCCUCUUCCGUCGAGCAGAUGUUUCUCAUGUCGAUCUUCCUUCUUGCCUAUGCAGUUGGACCGUUUGUUCUAGGCCCUCUCUCUGAGAUUUUUGGCCGGGUAGUCGUCCUGCAGUCGGCAAAUAUGUUCUACCUGGUGUUCAACACGGCCUGCGGGUUUGCUAGAACUAAGGAGGAGAUGCUCGCCUUCAGGUUCCUUAGCGGUCUCGGAGGGAGCGCUCCACAAGCUCUUGGUGGAGGCGUUCUGAGUGAUUGCUGGCGUGCGGAGGAACGCGGCAAAGCUGUGGCCAUCUACAGCCUCGCUCCCUUCCUCGGUCCUGCUGUGGGGCCUAUCGCCGGCGGAUACAUAGCUCAGUACACUACCUGGCGAUGGAUCUUCUGGUCCGUGUCGAUUGCCGAUGCCGUCGUGCAGCUUCUGGCUUUCCUUUUUCUACAAGAGACCUAUGCGCCGAAGAUUCUCGCCGUCAAGGCGAAGAAACUGCGGCAAGAGACCGGCAACGAUGCGCUGCAUACAAAGUGGCAGAGCCCGGAUCACUCGUUCGGACAGAUCCUUAGGAAGAAUCUCGUACGACCCUUCAUCAUGCUCGGCACGCAGCCUGUUAUUCAGGCUCUUGCCAUAUACAGAGCAUAUCAAUAUGGAAUCAUGUACCUCGUUCUCGCAUCGUUCCCCAUGAUUUGGGAAUCGGUAUACAAGCAGAACGUUGCCACUGCCAGUUUGAAUUAUAUCUCUCUUGGGAUCGGAUUCGUAAUCGGUCUUCAAAUCUGCGGUCCAUUGAUGGACAGGAUAUAUUGCGCUUUGAAAAAGCAGCGUAACGAGCCGGGCCGCCCCGAGUUUCGGGUGCCUUUGAUGCUUCCCGGUGGACUCCUCGUCCCAAUCGGGUUCCUUAUCUACGGCUGGUCCGCACAUUUCGCUACGCAUUGGAUCGUUCCCAACAUCGGCGCCGUCAUCUUUUGCAUAGGCUUGAUUAUCAGUUUUCAGUGUGCGCAGGCCUAUAUGGUCGAUGCGUACACACGGUAUGCUGCAUCUGCUACAGGCGCGGCCGCCUUUGUGCGCACCAUGGCGGGUUUUAGCUUUCCGUUAUUUGCGCCGAAGUUGUACGAGAGCCUUGGCCUUGGGUGGGGCAAUAGCUUGCUCGCCUUCGUGUCUCUUGGUCUUGGGAUAGUCGCGCCUGUCUUGCUCUGGAAGUAUGGGCAAUGGCUGCGCUCUAGGAGUACAUAUUGCGCUGGGUAG
Messenger RNA from Coniosporium apollinis CBS 100218, 1734 nucleotides. RefSeq lists its product as uncharacterized. The transcript has 6 exons. Lineage: Eukaryota; Fungi; Ascomycota; Dothideomycetes. Bases 1 to 1734 code for a protein of 577 amino acids. The record is from RefSeq and is a predicted model, not a curated record. Gene Ontology annotation, molecular function: transmembrane transporter activity. Gene Ontology annotation, biological process: transmembrane transport.